AAAAUUAUGUAGUCUGUGGUAAACGCCAUCUUGUCUUUAACUAUUUAUCUGUAUAUCAGUCAAAAUCAGUCAUUCAUUCACACACAAGACUAGAGUUGAUUUUGAAUAAGUCUUAAGUCUACAUAGAUUUGUCUAAAACCAAUGUCGGUACGGUCGCUUGGCUGUAUAGUUAAUUAGUUACAGUAAUUCGUUAAAUGCUCAUUACAAUUCGUAAAAUUCUGAUUUAUAUAUAGAUAUAACGUGAGCGGAUAUCAUUCCACGAGGGCAAAAACAUUGUCUGAAAAUUGGUAAUUUGGGUGAUCGGGCUUAGGCUUAAAUUGUUAUAAAACAAACACUGUUUUGGAACACGUUACCAAUAAUCACUUUAUUUCUGAUUCGUUACUUAACAAGUGAAAACCUAUUAUGAGUUCGAGGCACCGUGACAGAAGUCGUUCGCGCUCUCGAGAUCGGGACAGAGACAGACACAAGGAGAGAGAUCGUGAGAAGAAUAGGGAUCGUGACCGGGACCGUGACAAGGACAGGGAGCGCGACCGCGACAAAGAUCGCGAGCGGGACCGCGACCGGGACAGGGAUCGCCACCGCUCGAAACGGGACAAAGAGAGAGAACGCAGCCGCAGCCGAGACCGGCACAAGGAGAAGCGCCGCAGCCGCAGCCGCUCCCGCAGCAGGAGCCGCAGCCGCAGCCGCAAGUCCAAAGAUAGCAGGGAUGGCACAAUAGCCCUUCUGGACCAGAUGGUAGGCACAACGACGAAGGCGACGGCGCGUCAGGUGAGCAGCAACGGCGCCAUCAACCCCGCCACGCAGGCCGCCAUCCUGGCCGCCGCCGCCGUCGCGCAGACGUUUGUGGCGCAGCGGCGCAUGGCGGCGCCCGUGCAGCCGGCGGCGGCGGCGGCCGCGGCGCUGUCGGCCGCCACGGCCAUCCCGCCGCCCACCUCCGUGCAGCAGAAGCUGGAGCUGCUGCAGGCGCGCACCGAGUCGCGCUACCGCGACAAGCCGCCGCACCACGACUACCACCCCGACGACGACAAGGACGACGGGCUCGGCCCGGCGGGCGAGACGGCGGCGGAGCGGCGCGCGCGGCGCCGGCGCACCCGCUGGAUGGGCGGCGAGCACGACAAGACCUUCAUCCCCGGCCUGCCCACCGUGCUGCCGUCCACGCUCACGCGCGACCAGGAGGAGCAGUACCUGCUUCAGCUGCAGAUCGAGGAGGUGAGCCGCAAGCUGCGCUCGGGCGACCUGGGCAUCCCCGCCAACAUCGAGGAGAGGUCGCCCUCGCCGGAGCCCAUCUACUCCACGGACGGCAAGCGGCUCAACACGCGCGAGUACCGCACGCGCCGCAAGCUGGAGGAGGAGCGACACCGCCUCGUCACGCGCAUGCAGCAGAUCAACCCCGAGUUCAAGCCGCCGCCCGACUACAAGCCGCCCAUCAUACGCGUGCACGACAAGGUGAUGAUCCCGCAGGAGGAGCACCCCGACAUCAACUUCGUGGGCCUGCUCAUUGGACCCCGCGGAAACACGCUCAAAGCGAUGGAGAAAGAAACCGGCGCUAAGAUAAUAAUCCGAGGCAAGGGCUCGGUGAAGGAGGGCAAGGUGGGCCGCAAGGACGGGCAGCCGCUGCCCGGCGAGGACGAGCCGCUGCACGCCUACAUCACCGCCACCAACGCAGACUGCGUCAAGAAGGCAGUCGAGAAGAUCAAGGAGGUGAUCCGGCAGGGCGUGGAGGUGCCCGAGGGGCAGAACGACCUGCGCCGGAUGCAGCUGCGGGAGCUGGCGCAACUCAACGGCACGCUGCGGGAGAACGACGCCGUGCGCUGCGCCAACUGCUCAGCCACCGACCACAAGACGUGGCUGUGCCCCGACAAGCCCAACGUGACCAACAGCAUCGUGUGCUCGUCGUGCGGCGGCGCGGGCCACAUCGCGCGCGACUGCCGCGCCAAGCGGCCGGGCCAGGGCACGCUGCACAACCCUGCCAACAAGGCCAAGAUCGACGAGGAGUACCUGUCGCUGAUGGCGGAGCUGGGCGAGGCGGCGCCGCCCGCGGCCGCUCGCCGCUUCCCGGCCGCACUGUUCCCGCCCGCCCCGCAUCCGCCGCGCGCGCUCAUGCCGGCCCCGCGCGAGCUGCCAGCACUGCCGCCGCCGCCGGGUAGCGCGGGGUCGCAGCCGCCGCCGCCGGGCGCGGCGCCGCCGCCCCCUCCCGGCGCCUUCCCGCCGCCGCCGCCGCCGCACCAGGGGGACGGCAAGAUGGGCCCGCCGCCGAGCAUGCCGCCGCCGCCGCCGGGAUCGCAUGAUCGCUCUCCGGUCGUGUCGGUGUGCGUUCUAAUGGGCUAUGAGAGAAAGGAACCGAGAGGUUCGCCUGUGUCGCCAGCCCGAGUAGUGCAGUACAUAUCCCGUGUGGCAGGCAUGCUGGGCUGGCGCGGCUACAGCGCGCCGCCGUGGGCCGCGCCGCCGCCGCCCGCCUUCCUGGCGCCGCCGCCGCCGCCGCCGCCCGCCACCACCGACUAGCGCCUCCAAUCAAUUACAAUACAUUCUGAUAUGCUAUA
Trichoplusia ni (cabbage looper) is the source of this 2540-nucleotide messenger RNA. It is a transcript of the gene SF1, whose product is annotated as splicing factor 1-like. Bases 403 to 2502 code for a protein of 699 amino acids. Gene Ontology annotation, cellular component: nucleus. The transcript has 15 exons. Gene Ontology annotation, molecular function: zinc ion binding; mRNA binding. Lineage: Eukaryota; Metazoa; Arthropoda; Insecta; Lepidoptera; Noctuidae. Gene Ontology annotation, biological process: regulation of mRNA splicing, via spliceosome. The record is from RefSeq and is a predicted model, not a curated record.